CGUAGCCACAGGGAUGACUCAUGCUCCGGGCUGAGUUAAAAACUGUCGGGGGCGCUCACAGAGCAAAUAGAGUCUGCUGUGGGACUCUGGUGAGCACUUCUCCAGCCCUGGAUAUCUGGGUCAGAAGCUGUUGAUAAAAACUUGAAGAUGGACUACACAGGGCUGCUGCUGCUGCUGCUCAGCCUCAGUGGGGCAUUCAGUGCUGUGGUGCAGUGGAAAGAGUUGAAUGAAGCAGAGGCCUAUUUGAGGCAGUAUGGUUACCUGGACGACUCUGCUGACCCACAGGACCCUCGUUACCUGGAAGACAUCAUCAGUGCUCUCAGUGUCCUCCAGAGGGUGAACGAUCUGCCACCUACUGGAGAAUUGGAUGAAGCCACGGUGGACUUGAUGAAACAGCCCCGCUGCGGCCUGGACGACCCCUUCAAUAAGAAGUUUCACAGAUACAGAGUGAUGGGUCGUUGGAAGAAGAGGAGUCUGACCUACCGCAUCUACAACUACACACCUGACAUGAAGAAGGCCGAGGUCAAGGCAGCCAUUCGCUCUGCCUUCAACUACUGGACUGACGUGACUGUAUUGACCUUCAGAGAGGUCGACUAUGGCCGAGCGGACAUAAAGAUCUCCUUCCAUAAGAAUGAUGGCUACUGCGCUGUCCCGUUUGAUGGCCGAGGUCACGUCCUGGCCCACGCUGAGUCACCAGAGUCUGGUAUUGUUCAUUUUGAUGAAGAUGAGUUCUGGACAGAGAGAUCAUAUUAUGGCACUAAUCUGCGUAUUGUGGCGGCCCAUGAAAUCGGCCACGCCCUCGGCUUGGGUCACUCUCAAUUCAGAGGCGCUCUGAUGGCACCGGUCUACUCUGGUUACCGUGCCAACUUCAGGCUUCAUUCAGAUGAUGUGAGAGGAAUCCAGGCACUGUAUGGUAAACGCGUAGACAGCACUCUGGCCAGUCCAACGACCCCUGAGAGUGUGUUUCCCACAGAAAGCAGCCAUGAAACCUUCAACAUCCCUGACCCCUGCACCGCCACACUGGACGCCAUCAUGUUAGGUCCUUGGAGUAAAACCUUUGCUUUCAGCGGUGACUAUAUAUGGACGAUCUCUGACCUUGGACACAACACACCGAUCAGAAUUGACAGGCUGUGGAAGGAGCUCCCUGGAAACCUGAACGCUGCUGUGCACUCACCAAGAACCAACAAGACGUACUUUUUUAAAGGAAAUAAAGUGUGGAAGUACACCAGGUUCCUGCUGGACUAUGGCUACCCUAAAGAGGUGAAACGGAUUCCUCCUAACAUCGACGCAGCCUUAUUCCUGGAGAAGAACAAGAAGCUGAUCUUUAUUAAGGGCUCGGAGCACUGGCAGUGGGAUGAGCUAAAGUUCAACAACUUAAGUCUGUACCCCAAACCGCUCUCCAUGCUCUUCACCGGCGUGCCGUCCAACGUGGACGCAGCCUUCACCUGGACCAACGGCAAGAUCUUCUUCUUCAAAGGGGACAAUUACUGGCGAGUGAGUGAUAUGCUGAGAGUCGACAGAGGAUACCCACUGAGCAAGAAGGCGCGCUGGAUGAGAUGCUAGGAGUUGACCAUCAGGGGGCAACAGGCACUAAGAGGUCUACAGCAGGGGUGCUGGUUCCACUCCAGGGGCAUUGACAUGACCAUGCAACCUCAACAGCAGUGAUUCAUUGUGAAAUAUUGUCUAACUAGAAAAAAAGCAAGGGAAAAGGAAUUAUUUUUAUCACUGGUUCUAAUUACAAAUUUCUCCUUCCCUCCGAAGCAGGCAGAUUUUUUUUGCGAGGCUUAAUUCUUGAGCACAAAUGUGUUUCUGUGACUGAGAAUUAUGUAAGUCCAUCCACGAUCUCAGGGAGAAAUCAAGAGGCCUUCUGUUUCUCUCUCUGACAUGUGUUGGAUUAUGUGUCUCAAUAGUUUCAGUAAGAUGUAAUACGAUGAUGGGAGUGUUCACAUUUCUGUUCAGGCUUUAACUUUUUUGUCAAACCAGCUU
Molecule: messenger RNA, 1986 nt
Organism: Paralichthys olivaceus (Japanese flounder)
Lineage: Eukaryota; Metazoa; Chordata; Actinopteri; Pleuronectiformes; Paralichthyidae
Gene: mmp19
Product: matrix metallopeptidase 19
Biological process (GO): proteolysis; extracellular matrix organization; collagen catabolic process
Cellular component (GO): extracellular matrix
Molecular function (GO): zinc ion binding; metalloendopeptidase activity
Source: RefSeq, a predicted model, not a curated record